UCUUAAAAAGUCAACAAGUGCAAACAUCAAAUUAAAAAAAAAAGGUUUCUUCAUCACUCGACAACUUGGGAGUAGUUCACCAUCUUCCACAAAUACAAUCUCAAUGCCUCUUCUACUAUUAUCUCGUCGUGUCCUCAUCUUCUCCACCAUCAUCCCCUUCCUCGCCUCCAUUGCACUCUACCGACUCGACACUUUCGACCCAGCUCUGCUUCCUUCCUAUGCAUUAGACUACUCUUCCACCACUCUCCCUCCGCUUGUCAACGAUAAAUUGCUAACCGGAGCCGAGUUAAUCGGUGUUGAUCUUCUCAACAGACCCGAGGACAUCGCCUACCACCGAGCAUCAAACCUCAUUUAUACUGGUUGUGUAGAUGGAUGGGUGAAACGAGUCAAUGUGGCCGACUCAGUCGUCGAGGACUGGGUCAACACCGGAGGUAGACCACUCGGCGUCGCUUUUGGACUUCACGGCGAAGUCAUUGUCGCAGACGCGUACAAGGGGCUGUUGAAUAUAAGCAUUGACGGGAAGAAGACGGAGCUGUUGACGGACGAAGCUGACGGCGUUAAAUUCAAACUCACUGACGGAGUCGCCGUUGCAGAUAACGGCGUUUUGUAUUUCACAGACGCUUCGUACAGAUACGACCUGCGUCAGUUCGCUUUUGACAUUCUGGAAGGCAAGCCACAUGGCAGACUCAUGAGCUUUGACCCGAUCACUCGAACUACACGUGUCCUUUUGAAAGACCUUUACUUCGCUAACGGCGUCUCUAUGUCUCCCGACCAAACACAUCUCGUCUUCUGCGAAACACCAAUGAGAAGAUGCAGCAAGUAUUAUAUCAACGAGGAGCGGGUUGAUGUGUUUAUUCAAGGGUUACCCGGUUAUCCUGAUAACAUCCGGUACGAUGGAGAAGGACAUUACUGGAUCGCGAUGCCUUCGGGAGUAACAGUGCUGUGGAAGCUUGCGUUUAGAUACCCUUUCUUGAGGAAACUCACAGGCAUAGCGGCUAAGUACGGCUUCUUGGAACCCAUGAUUUUUAUGAAGAAUGCCGGCAUUUUGAAGGUGGAUCUGGAUGGGAAGCCUAUAGCAUUGUACCAUGAUCAUAAGCAUUCUCACAUGACCACUGGGGUCAAGAUUGGGAGAUACCUUUAUUGUGGGAGUCUUUUGCAUUCACACAUAGUUCGGCUCGAUCUUCUGAAAUACCCUGCACAAAAGAGGCUUUGAGCUUCACUGCCAGACAAUGUAAACCCGUGUCCAUGAAAAUGAUAAAUGGCUUCGAAUUGGUGACACUUUUUUUUUUGUAACAAACUUGGCUACACUUUGAACAUCAAGUUUAUUCAAUAUAUAAGAAGUGCAUGUA
This is a messenger RNA of Raphanus sativus (radish), 1349 nucleotides long. RefSeq names its product protein STRICTOSIDINE SYNTHASE-LIKE 5. Gene Ontology annotation, molecular function: strictosidine synthase activity. The record is from RefSeq and is a predicted model, not a curated record. The coding region runs from base 104 to 1213 and encodes 369 amino acids. NCBI's taxonomy places the organism in Eukaryota, Viridiplantae, Streptophyta, Magnoliopsida, Brassicales, Brassicaceae. Gene Ontology annotation, biological process: biosynthetic process. The transcript has 4 exons.